Molecule: messenger RNA, 2565 nt
Organism: Chenopodium quinoa (quinoa)
Lineage: Eukaryota; Viridiplantae; Streptophyta; Magnoliopsida; Caryophyllales; Amaranthaceae
Product: adenylate isopentenyltransferase-like
Exons: 1
Coding region: 834-1883 (349 amino acids)
Biological process (GO): cytokinin biosynthetic process; tRNA modification
Cellular component (GO): mitochondrion
Molecular function (GO): AMP dimethylallyltransferase activity; tRNA dimethylallyltransferase activity
Source: RefSeq, a predicted model, not a curated record
AAUAAAGUAAACCAGGCCUAAAUAAAGUUAGUAGAAGAGAGAUUUAAUAUUAAAGUAGUAAUGAAUCUUACCAAACGAAAUAAAAAAGUGUUACCAUCAUCCUAAAACAUAUUUAAUAUAAAAAUAUUGCAAUUAUUAUGAAAGGGGGAUAAUAGCUACUCUCCGAUGGAGGGCGCACACCUUCCCCUUAUAUUGGAUGCCAAUAGUGAGCCCCACUCUUGUAUUUAUCGAACUUCAUUCUCAUCAAAAUCCAGUUUACAACAUACAUAUGAACAUUUUACAUAAGAAAUCACAAUACGUGACGUCAAGCAAAUUUCUCCGAUCUCCACCUCGCCUCAGCCCAGGAUAGUAUAAAAUCCGAUUUCGAAAUUAAGCUUCCCACAUAAUAUAUUUGUGAUCCAACACCAACAGGGCCAACUUCAUUCCUAUACAACAUUCAAUCACCCUCGUUCUAAGUUUCACGCCUGCGUUCUCCCCAGACCAUCAUCAUUAUUUUUUACUCCCAUUUAAAUAUAAUACAACCACCAUCAAAAUCCUCUUCUUCAACUUCUUCUAUCUUAUUCUUCUAUAUAUAUUUACUUUAUAUUAUUCAUACUCUUUACUUCUACUCUUCCCCUCCUCAAUUCCUCAUUCUUUCUCUGCAUUCCUUAAACUCCUCCUUUCUCUCUCCUCUCUCUCAUUUCUUCUGUGUGUGUUUCAUUUUCCAGCUAAUCCACCUAUAUUACCGUACUAAAUACAAAUAAAAACAAACUCAACCAAAAACAAACAAAAAAACCCAUUUUUUUCUCUCUUACUUGCUUACUUUCUCUCUCUACAGUUCAUUUUCUCUUCCUAUGAGACUUCCCUUCCGAUCAAUACUGUGCAAUCAUUACAAACACACUUCAUUCCUCUCCCUUUUCAACCCCAUUCAACUCAAACACCACCAGCCGCCACCACCAACAACAACAAUACAAAUGAACACCUUCUCUUCCGCCGCCUACGCCCGCCUUAGACGGCGGCGAGUAAAGGAAAAAGACCAAAAACUCGUCAUCGUAAUGGGUCCCACUGGUUCAGGAAAAUCAGGUCUUUCAAUUGAACUCGGAACUUAUUUCCCUUCUGAAAUCAUCAACUCAGAUAAAAUCCAACUAUACAAAGGCCUCGACAUUACAACCAACAAAAUCCCAGUUAUAGAACGACUUAACAUCCCUCAUUACUUACUAGAUGAAAUCGACCCGAAAAAACAACCCGAGUUAACCCCAUUACAAUACCGACUUCGCGCUUCUUCCGUCAUUUCCGGAAUCAGUUCUCGCCGAAAACUCCCAUUAUUAGUGGGCGGGUCAAACUCGUUAAUUUACGCUCUUUUAUCCGACCGGUUUAAUCCGGAUUUGGACCCGUUUUCAGGGUCAGACCCGGUUUGCUCGGAGUUACGAUACAAAUGCUGCUUCCUUUGGAUUGAUGUUUCAUUACCAGUAUUAAACGAGUAUUUAAUCAAACGAGUUGAUGAUAUGCUUGACUCGGGCAUGGUUAGCGAGUUAGCCAAGUUUUACGAGUCAGAAGUUGAUGAGUUGGCGCCUAACACAGGGCUAACAAAGGCAAUUGGUGUACCAGAAUUUGAACGGUACUUCAGGUGUGCUAGUGCUAAUGCUCACCAGAGAGAUGAUCAGGUGCUGAGAGGUGUAUAUGAUGAAGCAGUGAAGAAUAUCAAGGACAACACGUGUCAACUUGCGAAAAUACAGAUGGAGAAAAUCCAACGGUUGAGAAAUGCUGGCUGGGGUCUACAUAGAAUCGACGGUACUGAUACGUUUAGAGCGGUUUUGGAUGGGAGUAAGAAUUGGAGUGAUAUUUGGGAGAAACAAGUAGUGAAUCCAAGCAUUAAAAUUGUGAACAACUUCUUAGAGGAGUGAGUAGGUUUAUAUUUACAGCUUUUUUCCUCUUUUUUUUUUAUUUUUUAUUUUUUUUUUUUUUUUUUGCCUGAAUAUUAACUACUACCAUGUAUAUAUGGUGGGGAAAGGAUUUUUUUUUUAGGAUGCUAGUCUAAUUUUAAAAAAAUUUUGGCCUUGGUUUUUCAUAAAUUCAAAACACAGUAGAAAAAAAAGGUAGGAAAUUUUGAAAUAUAUGAUGGUUUCCUUACUUUCUCUGUAAUGUACUUGGCGUGGAUUGGUAGUGUUGUUACAGUGGUGCGUCAUAUGACUUGAAGUUGAAUCUCGUCUACAUGAUAACAAAUUUUUUAUCGGUACCUAACAAAUUAUAAGAAAAUCUUUUACUUGGUGGACAUAUUUUUGUUUUUUGUAUUUUGUUUAUUUUUUAACUUUUCAUCAGUUUGAUUUGUUAAUAUCCCACCAUGUAGAUGAUGAUCUAAACCUUUGUAUCUUUGCCUUUACCUUCAUUUGAGUUUUGGCAGCAAUUUGUACAUUGUGAGACGAUUAACCAACAGUUUUUUAACAUCUUCUAGUGUUACAUGAUUAUUCUCAUCUUUUAUUUUAAUACAUUGGAUAAGCAUAACAUAUUAAUAUGUUCCUAGUGUAUUAGUUUUGGUUUGGAGUUUCUCUUUGAUGUGCUACUUCAUGUAUACCCUUUAAAAUAUAC